This is a messenger RNA of Pantherophis guttatus, 5991 nucleotides long. The record is from RefSeq and is a predicted model, not a curated record. NCBI's taxonomy places the organism in Eukaryota, Metazoa, Chordata, Lepidosauria, Squamata, Colubridae.
CCCCAGCCCCACCGCCGCCCCCACCCGCGACCCCUCGCCAGGACCCGGUGCGCUCCGGCUCCUGCUUCUCUUGCUGCUCCCGCGGCGGCUGCCUCCGUAGAAGAAACCUUGAUGGAUUCCACCACGGCGACGGCUGAGCUCGGCUGGACGGUGCACCCGAUUUCAGGGUGGGAGGAAGUGAGCGGCUACGACGAAAACAUGAACACCAUCCGGACGUACCAAGUUUGCAAUGUCUUUGAAUCCAGCCAGAACAACUGGCUACGGACCAAAUACAUCCGAAGACGGGGCGCCCAUCGGAUUCACGUGGAGAUGAAGUUCUCCGUCCGCGAUUGUAGCAGCAUUCCCAACGUGCCGGGAUCUUGCAAGGAGACCUUCAACCUUUACUAUUACGAAUCGGAAUUCGACGCCGCCACAAAGAGCUUCCCCAGCUGGAUGGAGAAUCCUUGGGCCAAGGUAGACACCAUUGCGGCCGACGAGAGUUUCUCCCAAGUCGACCUGGGCGGACGGGUGAUGAAGAUCAACACCGAAGUCCGGAGUUUCGGGCCCGUCUCCAAAAACGGAUUUUAUUUGGCCUUCCAAGAUUACGGGGGUUGCAUGUCUUUGAUUGCCGUCCGGGUCUUUUACCGCAAGUGCCUACGCGUUAUCCAGAAUGGCGCCAUCUUCCAAGAGACGCUGUCCGGUGCGGAGAGUACCUCUUUGGUGGCGGCCAGAGGCACGUGCAUCCCCAACGCCGAGGAGGUGGAUGUGCCGAUCAAAUUGUACUGCAACGGGGACGGCGAGUGGCUGGUGCCCAUCGGACGCUGUAUGUGCAAAUCCGGUUACGAAUCGGUGGAGAACGGCACCGUCUGCAGGGGCUGCCCGUCUGGGACGUUCAAAGCCAACCAGGGGGAUGAGAGCUGCAUCCACUGUCCGAUCAACAGCCGGACGACGUCCGAAGGAGCCACCAACUGCGUCUGCCGGAACAGCUAUUACCGCGCCGACUCGGACCCGCUGGAAAUGCCGUGCACCACCAUUCCUUCAGCCCCCCAGGCCGUCAUUUCCAGCGUGAAUGAGACCUCCCUGAUGCUGGAAUGGACCCCUCCUCGGGAUUCGGGGGGCCGCGAGGACCUGGUUUACAACAUCAUCUGCAAGAGCUGCGGCUCGGGGCGGAGAGCCUGCACCCGCUGCGGGGACAACGUCCAAUUCACGCCGCGCCAGCUGGGCCUGACCGAGCCGCGGGUUUACAUCAACGACCUCUUAGCGCACACGCAGUACACCUUCGAGAUCCAGGCGGUGAACGGCGUCACGGAUCAGAGCCCGUUCUCGCCUCAGUUUGCCUCCGUCAACAUCACCACCAACCAAGCGGCUCCUUCGGCGAUCUCCAUUAUGCAUCAGGUCAGCCGGAUGGUGGACAGCAUCACCCUCUCGUGGUCUCAACCGGACCAACCCAACGGGGUCAUCUUGGAUUAUGAGCUCCAGUACUAUGAGAAGGAUCUGAGCGAGUUCAACGCCACGGCGGUCAAGAGCUUCACCAAUACAGUGACCGUCCCCAACCUCAAAGCCGGAACCAUUUACGUCUUUCAGGUGCGAGCUCGCACAGUGGCCGGCUACGGACGCUACAGCGGGAAAAUGUACUUCCAGACGAUGACGGAAGCCGAGUAUCAAACCAGCAUUCAGGAGAAGCUCCCUUUGAUUAUCGGUUCCUCGGCGGCCGGUCUUGUCUUCCUCAUCGCUUUGGUGGUUAUCAUCCUGGUUUGCAACAGUCCGUCUGCCUACCGUUCAGCACGCUGCUCUCCUUCCAGACGGCAUGGCUUCGAGCGCAACGACUCGGAAUACACCGACAAGCUCCAGCAUUACACCAGCGGCCACAUAGUUACUCCGGGGAUGAAAAUCUACAUUGAUCCCUUCACCUACGAGGAUCCCAACGAAGCCGUCCGAGAAUUUGCGAAGGAGAUUGACAUCUCGUGCGUGAAAAUCGAACAGGUGAUCGGGGCAGGAGAAUUUGGUGAGGUCUGCAGCGGCCACCUGAAGUUGCCGGGGAAAAGGGAGAGUUUCGUAGCCAUCAAGACCUUGAAAUCGGGGUACACCGAGAAACAGCGGAGGGACUUCCUGAGCGAAGCCAGCAUCAUGGGUCAGUUUGACCACCCCAAUGUCAUCCACCUGGAGGGGGUGGUGACGAAGAGCCCCCCCGUUAUGAUAGUCACCGAAUUCAUGGAGAACGGCUCGUUGGAUUCCUUCCUUCGGCAAAAUGACGGGCAGUUUACCGUCAUCCAGCUGGUGGGCAUGCUCAGGGGCAUCGCGGCUGGCAUGAAGUACCUGGCGGAUAUGAACUACGUCCACCGCGACUUGGCAGCACGCAACAUUUUGGUGAACAGCAACCUGGUCUGCAAAGUUUCGGACUUCGGCCUCUCCCGCUUCUUGGAGGAUGACACCUCGGACCCCACCUACACCAGCGCUCUGGGUGGAAAGAUCCCGAUCCGUUGGACGGCGCCUGAGGCCAUCCAGUAUCGAAAGUUCACUUCUGCUAGUGAUGUGUGGAGCUAUGGAAUCGUCAUGUGGGAAGUAACGUCCUACGGGGAGAGGCCUUAUUGGGAUAUGACCAAUCAGGACGUAAUCAAUGCGAUUGAGCAAGACUACCGAUUACCACCGCCCAUGGAUUGUCCGAGCGCUCUCCAUCAGCUCAUGCUGGACUGCUGGCAGAAGGACCGCAACCACCGGCCGAAAUUCGGACAGAUUGUCAACACCCUAGACAAGAUGAUCCGAAACCCCAACAGCCUGAAAGCCAUGGCACCCCUUUCCUCAGGGAUUAAUCUUCCUUUGCUGGACCGGACGAUUCCAGAUUAUUCCAGUUUCAAUACGGUUGACGAAUGGCUGGAAGCCAUCAAGAUGGGCCAGUACAAAGAGAAUUUUGCCAGCAACGGGUUCUCCAGUUUCGACUUAGUUUCCCAGAUGACGAUGGAAGACAUCUUGCGAGUCGGAGUAACGCUGGCCGGACACCAGAAGAAGAUCCUGAACAGUGUCCAGGUGAUGCGGACGCAGAUGAGCCAGAUCCAGUCCGUGGAAGUUUGAGACGUGCUUCUCGCACACAUGGCCAUGGGUUCAGAAGUCCCGCUCCCUUGUCCUGGAGCACGUCCAGGUUUCCCACGGGACUCGGGGCUGCCCAAACCAAGACAGUCAUGGAGGGCCGAGCGGCCGCGGACUCUGAGCAAACCAGAGCCAUCCUGGAUUUCUGUUUUUGGAGGACACGUCCAAACCCCGCGUCGGUGGCGUGGACCUUCUCCUCAAAGGGCUAAAGUUGGGGUAGGGACGGCAAGCAGCCUUUCUUGCCCCCCCCCUCAACCCUGUCCAUCCUUCGAAUGAGCCGUUCCAGCGUCGCCAUCUACACAGGAGGUCCCUGAACAUCUGAAACGGAGCUGUGGAGGAUUCAUCUCCAGGGUUCGGUGGAUGUGAUCUUUGGGGCCAGAGACAGGAGGUUUUACCGACGGACGGGUCUUUUGUAACCCUCUUUCCUUCGAAGGACAGAAGCAUUUUUUAAAAACACAUUUUGAUGUCCUCUUCCACCUUCUUCCCCCGUGGUCUAAAGGAGCUUCCUAUAUGGUUCAGAUCGGUCCUUGAUCGAGUUGGGAUUGGGUUUGAAUCUUGGCACUUCCCGGAACCCGUUCCUCUUUUGCACCCCUGAAUGGCAGCUAUGACACACUUGCGAUGUUCACCAGGCCUUCCUCCCUUGUAGCGUGUUGUAGACUUUGUUGUGCUUUUCUGUUGUGGUUGUCCAUGACUUCUCCUUCAUUUGCAAUGGGGGUCCCCAGGGGGGUUGGGGGGGCUGCAUUGUUUUUGCCCUCCUCCGAAUGCAAAAAAAAUAAUAAUUGUGUUUCUCCUCCCAAGGAGCCAGGCAUCGACACCAAGUUGCUCCUAAGUGUGUGUGUGUUUUUGUGUGCGCGUGUAUUGAGAGAGACGUCCUUUUUUUUUUUCAUUUGCAUUUGUGCUGAUUGAGCCUGCCAGAUACAGGUACUCCUCGACUUAAACCGUUUGCUUAGUGACCACUCAAACUUGCAAAAAAGUGUCUUAGGAACUAUUGUUCACACAACCGACACAGCCUCCCCGCGAUCACAGGAGCAAAAUUCAGACACUUGACAACCAACUCGUAUUUAUGAUGUCUGCAGUGUCCAUUUUAUGAUCUUUUACGACCUUCUGCCAAGCUGAGGGGGAAGCCCACUUCGAUUAACAGAAGUGUGACUAAUUUAACCACGGCAGCGAUCUCCUUAACAAUGGUGUCAAAAAAUGUCGUCAAACGGGGGCAAAACUCACUUCACAACCGUCUGGCUUAGCGACCGAAGGUUUGACCUCGAUUGCGGUUGUAAGCCGAGGAUUACCUGCCGAAGCAUGUCGAAUCUGCAAAGCAAUUAUAAGCAAGCAAGCGUGUUAUGCAAAACGAGCUGCUGUUAGGAAAGUGGGUUAGCCUCCAUGUCUUUGCAAACUGGGGAUAUUGUUCCCCCAGGGCAGGAAAAAAAAAAAUAAGGGGGGGGGAGAGGAUUUUCCUUGCAGCUUUUCCACAAAGGCACAAGGAAAUUAACUUUGUUUUGCAUCAGAAGGUCUCCCUUUAGAAAACAACACAUGCACACACACACACAGAGACACAAAGCGUUUGACAUAUGCCUGCAAAAAGAAAGCAUCUCCAAUCAGAAUUUGCUUUUGCACGAGAAGGCUGCUCCAAGCCUGCGUCGUCCCCCUCACAUCCUUUUAAGAGGAGGGGGCUUGGCUUGCCAUGCCAAAUUAUUCCCAGCGGGUUUGCUCAAAUUGUGGUUAUCCUGUCCUUCCACCCACUCGCCUUUUCAUUCUAAUUAAGAUGUGUGGUUUUUUUCCAUCUUAUAAAGAGCUUUUCCCAGUGUCUUUUAUCCAUAGUAGACUUUGGCGAUUUGGACUUCAAUUCCCAGAAUUCCCUAGCCAGCGUGGAGAAUUCUGGGAGUUGAAGUGCACACCCUGCUGCAUGGGGAAUUCUGGGCAUUGAAGUCCACUUCCGUUCUCGAUUCCGCAGCCGGCGUCCAUGGACUACAGCUCCCAGAAUUCUCCACGCUCGCUGGGGAAUUCUGGGCAUCGUAGUUCACACCACACUGUUGGUUUUCACAGCUUGGCUCUGUUCUGUGUGUGCAAAAUCUCAUUUUUGCUCCCCCUCUUUAUCUGCUUUACCGAGCUCACGUCCACCUGCACCGAGGCUGCCCCGUUCCACCGGACCAAGCAAUAAAAUGGCUGUCUUAUGGGUACGGUGAUCCUCCUGAGAGGAGGAGGGCUUCGGUGCGAGAAAGGAGGCAAUUUAAGGAUGAAGGUUCCAGAGUUGGAAGAAACAUCAUCAAGAGCCUUUCAUCUGGAAAGGUGACAUAAAUACAUCACCAUCUUCAAACCAGUUUUUUGGUUGUCGGGAUGUGAAUCUGGCAUAAAACGGUGGAAUACGGAGGAGAGACAGCUGCAAAUGGGAGCGGGUAUUUAUUUCAAACAGAGAAAAUGUUAAGAUUUUUCUUCUCUUGUCUGUAAUUUCCUUUAAAGGGGGGCAUGUGUGGAAUUGGAGGGUCUUGAACUUUGGGCAUUCGCCGGACCGUCCAGCUCAGAAGGACUUGAAGCUUCGUGAAGAUGCGUCUCAACUCAUCGCUAGGUCACCAUUUUAAGGAGCCUCCCCCCUUCGUCUCUGGAGGGGCCACCCAUGCAACCUUUGUUCUUUUACCCCUGACAGUAUUUGUAUUUUUUACAAAAGAAUGACAGCAAUGACCACAACAAAAAUGUGAAUAACAGGUGGUUUCCCAACCCUUGUCCCCCCCCUCAUCUCCCCCCUAAGGAUGCGUCUUCCAUUCCAACCAGGCCUUUCUCUGUACUCUGUCGGACAUCUUUGGGAUGUCCGCGGGAAAGGGGAGAAGGAAAACUCGAUGUAUUUAUAAAGAAAACGCAGAACCCGUUACUCCGCGAUCUUUGUAGGAGUAUUUUUAAGAAGACUUUCUUUUCCAAAAUAAAUGUGAAGUGUGAACA